Messenger RNA from Bicyclus anynana (squinting bush brown), 1056 nucleotides. RefSeq names its product lens fiber major intrinsic protein-like. The transcript is spliced from 4 exons. The coding region runs from base 139 to 891 and encodes 250 amino acids. Gene Ontology annotation, molecular function: water channel activity. Gene Ontology annotation, cellular component: plasma membrane. Lineage: Eukaryota; Metazoa; Arthropoda; Insecta; Lepidoptera; Nymphalidae. Gene Ontology annotation, biological process: transmembrane transport. The record is from RefSeq and is a predicted model, not a curated record.
CGAGGACACGCGAUAGUGUUGUGUGCGGGCGGCCGUCGCGGCGCGCCCAGUCCGUGCGCGGCGCCCGACCCGUCGCCUCGCUCCCGCACGCCGAGUGCUCUCCCGUACCAGUGCCCAGUGCCCAGUGCCGACCUGCACAUGCCCAGCGACGGUCACGCGGACGGCGGCGGCGCGCGCGCGUGGCUGCGCCGCUGGUGGCGCGCGCUGGUGAGCGAGCUGCUGGCCACGGCGCUGCUGGUGCUGCUGGGGCUGGCGUCGCUGCUGGCGAGCGAGGCCCCGCUCACCGCGCCGGCCUUCGCCUUCGGGUUCGCCGUGCUGGUCAACGUGGAGGCGUUCGGGCCCGCGUCCGGCGCGCACAUGAACCCCGCCGUGACGCUGGCGGCGCUGCUGUCGGGCCGCCUGGCCGCGCCCGCCGCCGCCGCCUACGCGCUGGCGCAGCUGGCGGGCGCGCUGCUGGGCUGCGGCGCGCUCAAGCUGCUGUCGCCGCGGUUCACGGGCGUGGCCGGCGUCACGCUGCCGGGCUCGGUGGGCGCGCCGGCCGCGGCGCUGGUGGAGGCGGCGCUCACGGGCGCGCUGGCGCUGCUGUGCUGCGCGCUGUGGGCGGCGCACGACGCCGCGCGCCCCGACCCCGCCGCGUCCGUCAAGUUCGGACUGGCGGUCGCCGGCCUGGUGUACGCGGGCGGGCCGAUGACGGGCGCCAGCCUCAACCCGGCGCGCAGCUUCGCGCCCGCGCUGCUGCAGAACGCGUUCAAGGACCACUGGGUGUACUGGGUGGGCCCGCUGGGCGGCGCGGCGGCGGCGGCGCUGCUGCACCGCUUCGUGCUGCUGCCGCCGCGCGCGCCGGCGCCGCGCCGCGAGGAGCUGCCGCUGCACGACAAGCCCGACCACUGAGCGACUGUCGCGCGACUGUCGCACGGGCGCGCGCCGGCGGUCGUGCGGCGAGGAGCUGCCGCUGCACGACAAGCCCGACCACUGAGCGACUGUCGCACGGGCGCGCUGGCGGUCGUGCGCCGAUCUGUUGCUAAGCAUCUAAUUGUAAUAAAUCUUUAUUUUUUA